Molecule: messenger RNA, 1892 nt
Organism: Pieris brassicae (large cabbage white)
Lineage: Eukaryota; Metazoa; Arthropoda; Insecta; Lepidoptera; Pieridae
Product: POU domain protein 2-like
Exons: 7
Coding region: 172-1506 (444 amino acids)
Biological process (GO): regulation of transcription by RNA polymerase II
Molecular function (GO): RNA polymerase II cis-regulatory region sequence-specific DNA binding; DNA-binding transcription factor activity, RNA polymerase II-specific
Source: RefSeq, a predicted model, not a curated record
GCGCUGGCCCUGCGCGACCAGCCGCUUGACUGCUCCCUGCGCCUGCGCGCCUCCACCACACCGACCUGGCGCGACCACCCCCACGGUCAGUCUCUGUUCUCUCCCCUACUGUUCGUUCGCGCUACUCACUUAACCGCCCGUGAUAACUGAUAGUGCUAGUGAUCCGUUUCGAUGCAUCAAUUUCUAUUUGAUUAUCAUUCGCUGCGCACAAUGUCGGGGCGUGGCGACGUGAGCGGCUACUUCAACACGCAGAUGGUGCUGGAUCUCAAUGGUGACGAGGAAUCCGGAGAUCUCAUCAAGUCGCCAUCCCCGCCCCCCAGCCAUGACGGCUCGGCGAGCGGCGAGGGCGAGCAGAGUGGCGACGAGCGACCACCUUCAGCUCCCUGUCGCCCCACUGCUCCACCACGCGCGCCCCCUCAUCCUGUCCACGCUGCCGCGCUGCUGCAGAGCGCCGCCAGCGUGGCCGGUGCAGGCAAUGCGCUCGCCCAGUUGCAACAUUUAUUGCUCACACAACACGGCGCACAUUCUCUAUUGCUACACACACAGGUGCAACAGGCAGUGGCGCAGGCGGCGGCGCAGCAGUUGCAACAGCUGCAGGCACGCGCUGCCCCACCUCCCGCUCCACUGACGCGUUCACCGUCACCUGUGUCACGUGGAUCUCCACCUGGAGCCGCAGCCUUCCUUACGCCACACACUCCAGGCCCGGGACGCGCGCGUUCCCCACACUCACACUCUCAUUCACACGCGCACGCGCUCUCGCACGCGCACUCUCCGCUGCACGCGCAUGCGCACAAGCCGCGCGCUCUCGAUCCCGCCGACGACACAGCUGAUCUAGAAGAACUCGAGCACUUUGCCAAAACCUUUAAGCAACGUCGUAUCAAACUAGGCUUUACACAAGGCGACGUCGGAUUGGCUAUGGGCAAACUGUACGGCAACGAUUUCUCGCAAACCACUAUCUCACGGUUCGAAGCUCUCAAUCUGAGUUUUAAGAAUAUGUGCAAGCUAAAGCCGCUUCUACAGAAAUGGCUGGAGGAUGCCGACUCCUCGUUGCCUGGUAGUGGCGGGGCGGCUUUAGGAGCUGGUUUGGCAGAAGCCGUUGGCCGGCGACGCAAAAAGCGCACCUCCAUCGAGUCAGGGGUCCGUGUCGCCCUCGAGAAGGCUUUCCUGCACAACCCCAAGCCUACCAGCGAGGAAAUCGCCGCGCUUGCCGACUCACUCUGUAUGGAGAAGGAGGUGGUGCGUGUCUGGUUCUGCAAUCGCCGCCAGAAGGAAAAGCGGAUAAACCCGCCGGCGGGCGAGUCAGGUCCAGGUGGGGCCUCUUCACCUAACAGCGGAUUGCUGCCAGUGCUGGCCCACGGAUUAUCGCACGCGCAUGCACACGGGGUGCUCGGCGGUGGCCCGCACGGGGUUCACGGUCCGCACGGGGCGCACGGAGCAGCACACGCCGCGUUUCAGGCGGCGGCGAUGCAGCCGCUGGCGCUGCUGUCGCGAGCGCCGCGCGACUGACGGUCGCACAUCCUGUAAAUACCGGCCUCAGUACAUAACGGGCGACGUGCAGUGCGCGACAGACUUUAGCGAUGAUAAUUAGUUCUAAAACUAAAGAUUAUUUAUAGAUAUUGUACAGAAUCUUAAAGUUCAUGUUAUUUUUUAUUUCAAUAUUUACGUGACGAAUUUUAUAUUGUAUAGUGGCGUCUGUUAUCUGUGAAGUGUUUCCCGGCCGACGCGUCGAGUGCAGUAGGAAUUAGGUAGCUGUAAGGUAGCGGAUAUUAUCGGAUAUAUUUAUGUGAGGCGUCCGCGCUCUGUACAGAACUCAUAUCACUUAGCGCAUCACGCGAUGUAAGGUGGAUGUGUAGAACUAUCUAUAUGUUAUAAUAAAACAUCAUAGAUCUCUA